CCUGUCUCUCCCUCUGGGCCUGCCCGUCUUAAAGGCGAGCGCAAAUCAUCUCGCUUGUCAAACCAGUGACUUCUUCAGCCUCCCGACGCCCCCCGGCCGCUCUAUCACCCAUCCUCCUCCAUUCUCGCCUGCUCCUCUCCAGCGCCCGCCUGUAUCUGGCAUUCUUUUCUUCUCGCUGUCGCUUCUAGAUUUCAUCUUUCAAUUCUUCAUCGCAAGAACAAAAGGAGCACUCCCACGUUUUGAGAACCCUUCCCUUCCAGCCGGCCCCCCUCUUUCAUCCCGACUUUUGGCCUGACCUGUGUGUGCUUGCUUGCCGCCUGCGCCUGUCUGCCAGCCGCACCCGUCCUCUCUUGCUUCUGCUCGAGCCCGCCCCCUUGCCCAGCCUCUCUUCUGCUCCGACCGCCUUCAUCUCGCACGGCGACGACGCGACGCAAAGACCGUCUGGACAGACUCUCUGCCCGGCUUCCUCUUGUCCCUUUUCCAUUUUAUCUGAUUUUAUCUCGCCCGCCGUUGCCACCACCCCGUCACUUCGCCGAGCGUGCGCACCCACUUCGGCAGCUGCCAGGGUCCCCAACAACGCUCCACGGGACAAAGCAAGGGGCCUUCCCAGGCCGUCGAACUCGAUUAGGACAUCUGAAAUGUCUCGCGACGCACCAGUCAAGACAUCUGCACCAGUACAAGGCUCCAAAGAAAAAGAGAUGCUUGCCCCUGAGGAUGGGACGGGUGCGAAGAAGGGGAGGGGGCUUCUGCACGUUCCUUCAAGGUCGUCGUCGCAAAGAAUCCAGCCAUCCCCGACGGCAACCGGCCUGAGUGGCGCGACCGCCGGCGACCCGAGGGACAGCGUUGACGGGCAGUCGAAGGAGUCCAAGGGGAGCAAGUUCGGCCGCCGACGCAACGGGAGCGCAUCUAGCAACCACUCGGCUGUCGUCAACAGCCAGAGCAACACUCCAGCCAACUCCCAGCCUAGCUCGCCUGCCGUUCAGACCCCGAAGCGCAAGAAGGGCGGGCUGUUGGCGCUGUUUGGCUGCUGUGGCGUGCCCGAUACCGCGAACGCCCUCGAAAAUGGCGACCACCCGCUCCCGAACCACAAGGUCGAGAAGAUACCCACUCGUCCCCCCACCAGCCGGAGGACAGCGACUCCGUCUGACCAGCCCAGCUCGAGCAAGACGCAGAUUUACGAGAAGGAGCAGACGCAGCCGGCCCAGAGCAACUCCGACUCGUCCAGGACGAAGCGCGCCUCCGCCUCGACGAACCAAGACCAGUCCACCGUGGGUGACCGGGACGCGGAAUCAAAGCAAGCUGCACAGCCUGGCAGCAGCGCUCCCGUGGUGACGGUCGAUCCUCCUCGCCCGCUCGGCGCCGAUGCUUCUAAGCCCUCCGGUGGUGCCAGUGCCUCCCAACCGCCUCCACAAGACGACGAUGGUGACGUGGAGAUGAAGGACGAGGAGUCGUCUCAAGUCCCGGCAGCCCAGCAAAACACCGACGAACUGCCCCAGAAGCUGCCUCCUCCGCCUCCAGGACCGAUCCCUGGAACGGACGCCGGUAACUCGGGCUCAAACACUGAGACUGCCGUGGUCCCCGCGCCACCGCAGCAGCCCGAACAGAAGUUUCUUCUCCCCCCAAUCCAGCCCCAGUUUAAGGGCAAGAAGUGCCUCGUCCUCGACCUCGACGAGACUCUAGUUCACAGUUCUUUCAAGAUUCUCCACCAAGCCGAUUUCACGAUACCCGUGGAAAUUGAGGGAAAUUAUCACAACGUCUAUGUGAUCAAGCGCCCAGGUGUCGACCAGUUCAUGAAGCGAGUUGGGGAGCUUUACGAAGUUGUCGUGUUCACGGCGUCGGUGUCCAAGUAUGGCGAUCCGCUGCUCGACCAGCUCGACAUCCACAAGGUUGUCCACCACAGGCUCUUCAGGGAGAGCUGCUACAACCACCAGGGCAACUACGUCAAAGAUUUGUCUCAGGUUGGCAGGGACCUGAAGGACACUAUCAUUAUCGACAACUCGCCUACGUCGUAUAUUUUCCACCCCCAGCAUGCGGUUCCCAUCAGCAGUUGGUUUUCGGACGCGCACGACAACGAAUUACUAGACUUGAUACCCGUUCUCGAGGACCUGGCCAGCUCCAACGUACAGGACGUUAGCUUAGUUCUUGACGUCACUCUUUGAGGCUCUUGUAGCCUGUUCCCUUUGUCCUUCUCGUUUACUUCUCUCCUGCCUUUUCUUUCCCGCUGUCAACACCCCGCAAUAACACCAGUCUCUUCUAUUGCAGCAGAUUUCAGAACUUGUCCCUCAUAGCGGAAGGCGUUUGGACGAUAUUGCUGGUUGCCGUGUAAAUGCUCUACUGUUUAAUAUCCUAUACAUAUCACGACAGCUUCUAGAGCGGUCCAGCAGCUUGGAGGGGCGCCAGCGUCGGGAACCGAAGCCCAAGUCGAGCCUGACUUCCUUUGGUCAGAGCAGGCAUUGAGCCAACAGUCUGUGCCUACUUCUCUCUACUCUUUACCCCCAUUUCUCUCGUUUGUUCCCUUUUCUUUUGGUUGAGCAAAAUGUGGGAUGUUUGAGCCAGGGACCAGGCCUCCUCAGCCACCUCCAAGCCUAGGCCUGGAUUUCCUUGCUAUUGAUGGCGAUGCCGGGCAGAAAAUGGGAUUGGGGUCCCUCGAUCGACAAUAUGUCAUAUCACAUAUACCAAGUCAGGCGGGUUCUUUUCUGGGAGGGAUUUCCUUGCUCUGGAAUUUGUCGUUUUCAUUUAUUCUUAAGACUUCAUUCCCCCCUGUUGGCUUCGACUCGUGUUUUUCUUUCCGCCUCCUUGAUCUUCUUCAUUCGGACGCCUGUUCUCGGCGUCCUAUUUCUGGUUGGUUGUCGCCGGCGAAGUGUGAGUUGGAGAGUAACGAUGGGCAAAUCCAAAGACAGGAGAGAAGGAGGCGACACCAAGGCAAGAUAGUCGCAUGUAACGACCAGAUAUUCUGCAGGCAGACUGGGCUGGCGGCACGGCACACCUCACUCCCUGGGAUGAUCCGAGCAAACCUCACCCAUUCUAUGCCUGGAUCAAUAACCGAGGACAGUCCCGCACCGCCAAGUUACGGAGGAGGAUGACAUGUGGUUAUAGCAGCCAACGUGUAAAUCUGGUUUUUAUAUUACAGAGUAGAAAUAUGGCCAUGUUUUUGUUCUUUUCGCUUCCUUGUUGGCAGUUUCAGCGCAACAAUGGCCUAUUCACUCCUCGG
Messenger RNA from Gaeumannomyces tritici R3-111a-1, 3211 nucleotides. Its product is annotated as serine/threonine-protein phosphatase dullard. The record is from RefSeq and is a predicted model, not a curated record. Lineage: Eukaryota; Fungi; Ascomycota; Sordariomycetes; Magnaporthales; Magnaporthaceae. Gene Ontology annotation, molecular function: phosphoprotein phosphatase activity. Gene Ontology annotation, cellular component: plasma membrane. Bases 639 to 2159 code for a protein of 506 amino acids. The transcript has 4 exons.